Messenger RNA from Salvia miltiorrhiza (redroot sage), 3579 nucleotides. RefSeq lists its product as uncharacterized. The transcript has a single exon. The coding region runs from base 1 to 3579 and encodes 1192 amino acids. Lineage: Eukaryota; Viridiplantae; Streptophyta; Magnoliopsida; Lamiales; Lamiaceae. Gene Ontology annotation, molecular function: RNA-DNA hybrid ribonuclease activity; nucleic acid binding. The record is from RefSeq and is a predicted model, not a curated record.
AUGAAUUGUAUUGUUUGGAAUGCCAGGGGGUUGGGGAGCUCCCGAGCAUUCCACGAGCUCCGCCGGUUGGUUACUGGCUUCUCCCCAAAUUUGCUGUUUAUUAGCGAGACCAAGGUCAAUACCUUAAAAAGCAAUAGGUGGCGAACUAAUCUUAAUUUUGAUGGACAAUUCGUCGUUGAUUCUAGAGGUGCUAGUGGUGGUUUGAUGCUUCUGUGGAAGCAACCUUGUGUGGUCGAUAUUCGUAGUUAUUCUAUGGGACAUAUUGAUUGUAUUGUUCUUUUUAAUGACAUCAAGUGGAGGUUUACUGGUUUUUACGGAAACCCGGAGACUAAAAAACGUAAGAACUCUUGGGAACUCUUGAAGAGGCUUGCUUGUUGUGGUUUUCAUGAUUUACCCUGGAUUGUGGGAGGAGAUUGUAAUGAAAUUCUGAGUCAGAAAGACUGUUGCGCCAGGAGCCGCCGGCCAUGGUCGCAAAUGCGUGAUUUUAGUCGGACUCUCCAGUUUUGUGGCCUUCAAACUCUCUCUUGUGAAGCUCAGUUUACUUGGUUUAACCAUCGGAAAAAUGAGGAGGCUCGCUCUCUUAAGCUGGACCGUUUUGUCUGUAAUCGGGGGGCUAUGGAUGUCUUCGAUUUCCAGAUUGUUCGGGCCCUUGAUCCGCACAUGUCUGACCACUUACCUCUCCUUCUCAAGAUGGAGAAGAUGGAGGAUCGUGUGGAAUCGGGAAAUGGUUAUAAGCGCUUCUAUUUUGAGCAAAAGUGGUUUGUGGAUAAGACUUUUGCGGCCGAUUUUCUCACUCAAUGGAGCAAUCUGGGUAUGACUUCACUCAAAGAACGGCUUGAUGGCUGCCAACAAUUCCUUACGUCCUGGUCCAAGAAGAAAUUCGAAGCCCCUACCCGCGAAUUGGCUGCUCUCCGUAAGAAAAGAGCUAAGCUGUUGCAGUCCCAUUUCUUGGAUAAACAUUUUGAUGUCAAGUUGAAGAGACUCACGAAAGAUAUCGAACGUAUGGCUGAGGCGGAAGAGAUUCAUUGGAAACAACGUUCUCGUGUUAAUUGGCUCGGGUUGGGGGAUAGAAACUCAAAAUACUUUCAUUCCUUUGCGAGCAAAAGGAGAAAACAGAACACUAUUCAUUUUUUGGUUAACAAGGAGGGAGUUUUGGUUAAGAAUGAUCGAGAGAUGGCUGAUGUGAUUAAGGACUACUUUUAUGAGCUUUUUUCUUCGAAUUCUCCCACGCCUGACAUGCUUUCUCAAGUGACAGAUUCAGUUUCUACCGUGUUGGGUGAGAAAGCACGGGAUGAUCUUUGUGCUCCGUUUUCUAAAGCUGAGGUUCGAAAGGCUGUUUUCCAGAUGUUUCCGCAUAAGGCGCCGGGCCCCGAUGGCUUUCCUCCCCUGUUCUUUCAGAAAUUCUGGGGUGAGAUCGGGGUUUCUGUGACUAAUGAUGUGUUGUGUGUUCUGAAUGGCAAAGCCAAUAUUCGUGAUUGGAACAAUCAGGGUUUAUUCAGCGGGAUUUCUAUUCCUAGACACUGCCCCCCUAUUUCCAAUCUCUUUUUUGCUGACGACAGUCUUGUUUUCUUCAAGACUAACGUGGAGUCGGUCAAUGGUUUGAAUGAUAUUUUGAGGAAAUAUGAAGCCGCUUCAGGACAAGUGAUUAAUUUUGACAAAUCCUCAGUUGCUUUUAGUCCCAAUACGAGUUCAGCGGAUAGUAAGAUGGUCACUAGUAUUCUGGGUAUUAAACAGACUCAAGGCCACGUGAUGUACCUCGGUCUUCCUACUUUUGUUGUGAGGAAAAAGAAGCUUCAGUUUGAGUAUAUUCGCGAUCGUGUGCUCAAGAAAAUCACCGGAUGGGACCAAAAGCUUUUUUCAACAGGAGGAAAAGAAGUUCUUAUUAAGUCGGUCCUCCAAUCCAUCCCGACUUAUGCUAUGGCUUGUUUUCGCCUUCCGGGGGGUGUUUGUUCGGAUAUUGAGAGAGCUUGUAGCAACUUUUGGUGGGGUGAGAAAGAUAUCGGCAAUUGUAUGCAUUGGGCCUCUUGGGAUAAACUUUGUUCGCCCAAGUCUAAGGGUGGGCUGGGCUUCCGCAAGUUAGCUGCUUUUAACCAAGCUUUGCUUGCUAAGCAAGCUUGGAGAAUCAUCAAAAAGCCUGACUCCCUUCUGGCUCGUAUUAUGCAGAAACGGUACUUCAAGGAUGGCAACUUUUUGGCUGCUCGGGUGUCACCAAACUCUUCUUUUACCUGGCGUUCCAUCUGUUGGGGUAAAGAGCUCUUAUUGAGGGGGCUUCGUUGGAAAGUUGGAGACGGAAAAAGUAUCUCCGCCUUUGAGGAUAGUUGGAUUCCGGGCUUUGGUCCUUGCGGUGUCUGUCUGAGCCCGCUUUUUCAAGGGGCGACGGUCUCAGCUUUUCUUGACAAUGAUGGCGGCUGGAAUUUAGCCAAGCUUAUUGAGGCCUUUCCAACUUAUCUGCUCGACGCCAUCCUUUCAAUUGAUCCUCUUAAGGCGAAUGGGAGUGAUUGUCGCUUUUGGACUUUUGAUGAAAAAGGCCAAUACUCCGUCAAAUCUGGUUAUCUGUGUGCGACUGAUUUCUACGGAACUCCUCUCAACUCUUCCUCAACAGCGGGUUCAGAGUGGAAGAGAUUGUGGGCUCUUAAUCUUCCUCCUAAAGUCAAACAUUUUGCUUGGAAAGCUCUCCAUAAUUUUCUGGCGACUGACCUUAACUUGGCUCGCCACCACGUCCCAGUUAAAGGCAUCUGUUCCUGGUGUUUAAAGAAUUGGGGUAGCACUUCCCAUUGCUUGAUCUUUUGUGAGAAGCUGCGAAACGCUUGGAAAGAUACGAUCUUCUGGUCUAAACUUCGAAGAUCUGGUCAUCUCUCGCUUGUCGACUUGUGUGGUGUUAUUUUUGAUGAAUGGGGCAAAGAGGGUCUGGAAAGUUGGAUCUUCAAGCUGUGGCGAGCUUGGAAGUUUCUCUGUGAUUUGAGACAUGGGAAUAUCAAUGGAGUUGUGCAUUUUGAUCUUUUGGAAAGUGAUAACUUGCUUUCCACUUUUCAGAAGUCUAGGAAACAAGUUCUUAUCUCUCAACGAGCUCUUCCUCCAGAAGGUGAUUCCCGCUGGUUCCCUCCUUCCCAGGGCCUUCUUCGUCUCGAUGUUGAUGUGGCGUAUGAUGCGGAUGGGCUUAAGUUUGGUGUUGGUUUUGUUGUGCGUGACCCACAAGGUGUGAUUAUUGCGGCUGCCUGUCAACCUAUCGGGUUUACGGCUACUGUCUUGUUGGGAGAGCUUCAAGCUAUGAUGCUUGCUGUUGGUUUCUGUUUGGAGAACGACAUUGGACCGGUGGUUUUAUUUUCGGAUUCCUUGCUUGCUAUCCAUGUCCUUCAUGAUGAUUUUUCAGGUUCUGACUCCCUCUGUGACGAGCUUUGGGAGGUUUUUGUUUAUGCCCGGAAGCAUGUGGUGGUCGACUUUUUUCACGCCCGGCGUGAAGCUAAUAGAGCGGCUCAUGAGCUUGCUCGCUUUGCUGUUGUUUCUAAUGAUGUAAUGAUUUGGAAGUCGGGAUUUCCUUCUUGGCUUCUAAAUAUUGCUCUUUCGGAUAUCAAUAUAUGA